Molecule: messenger RNA, 5011 nt
Organism: Hydractinia symbiolongicarpus
Lineage: Eukaryota; Metazoa; Cnidaria; Hydrozoa; Anthoathecata; Hydractiniidae
Exons: 20
Coding region: 45-4934 (1629 amino acids)
Source: RefSeq, a predicted model, not a curated record
GAAAAAUCACUUGGACACUCGUCGAGCACUGACAAUCUCUCAAGAUGAAGUUUGCAUUAGCAUUCGUUGUCUUGUUGGCAAUCACAAGCACCAUCUCAUCGUACUCAAUCAAUCGCCAAGAUGAAGAAGGAUUUAUCGAAAAUUUUGAAGAAAAACGCGCCCUUACAGAUUUUUGGAACAAAGUAAAGACCGCUGCAUCAAAACUGAAGGACGACAUCAAAGGCAAGGUAUUAAAAGUCUUGGAAGAGUACAAACCAAAGAUUGUUGGUGCCUUAAACAACUUCAAAAAAGUGGUUGUUGAUGGUACCAAGAAAGUCAUCAUUGAGGUGUGUGGACAAAUUGUUCGAGUUAUUGCUGAUGGUGAAAGUGCUACAUCUGGUGGCAUCUGUCCAUCUUCAGUUAAGGCUUCAGAAAUUUACGCUGAGAUUAGUGAUGCUCAACCAAGCGCUCUCUCCUUUGGUGACAUUUGGGCCAAAGUAAAAACAGCCGUUACUGAUCUUGGAGACAAAAUCGACGCCAAAACAAAAGAAUUGAUCAAUAAAUACAAACCACAAAUUGUCGAAGGAUUAAAAAAAGUACACAAAGUCGUCGUUAUUGAAGGAAAGAAAAUCGUCAUCCAGAUUAUUAACGAUGUUGUAAAGGUUGUUGUUGGUGGAGAUGAUGGGGCGUCGACUACUGUUGUCAAGAGGGGUAUUUCUGACACUUGGAACAAAGUAAAGACCGCUGCAUCAAAACUGAAGGACGACAUCAAAGGCAAGGUAUUAAAAGUCUUGGAAGAGUACAAACCAAAGAUUGUUGGUGCCUUAAACAACUUCAAAAAAGUGGUUGUUGAUGGUACCAAGAAAGUCAUCAUUGAGGUGUGUGGACAAAUUGUUCGAGUUAUUGCUGAUGGUGAAAGUGCUACAUCUGGUGGCAUCUGUCCAUCUUCAGUUAAGACUUCAGAAAUUUACGUUGAGAUUAGUGAUGCUCAACCAAGCGCUUUCUCCUUUGGUGACAUUUGGGCCAAAGUAAAAACAGCCGUUACUGAUCUUGGAGACAAAAUCGACGCCAAAACAAAAGAAUUGAUCAAUAAAUACAAACCACAAAUUGUCGAAGGAUUAAAAAAAGUACACAAAGUCGUCGUUAUUGAAGGAAAGAAAAUCGUCAUCCAGAUUAUUAACGAUGUUGUAAAGGUUGUUGUUGGUGGAGAUGAUGGGGCGUCGACUACUGUUGUCAAGAGGGGUAUUUCUGACACUUGGAACAAAGUAAAGACCGCUGCAUCAAAACUGAAGGACGACAUCAAAGGCAAGGUAUUAAAAGUCUUGGAAGAGUACAAACCAAAGAUUGUUGGUGCCUUAAACAACUUCAAAAAAGUGGUUGUUGAUGGUACCAAGAAAGUCAUCAUUGAGGUGUGUGGACAAAUUGUUCGAGUUAUUGCUGAUGGUGAAAGUGCUACAUCUGGUGGCAUCUGUCCAUCUUCAGUUAAGACUUCAGAAAUUUACGUUGAGAUUAGUGAUGCUCAACCAAGCGCUCUCUCCUUUGGUGACAUUUGGGCCAAAGUAAAAACAGCCGUUACUGAUCUUGGAGACAAAAUCGACGCCAAAACAAAAGAAUUGAUCAAUAAAUACAAACCACAAAUUGUCGAAGGAUUAAAAAAAGUACACAAAGUCGUCGUUAUUGAAGGAAAGAAAAUCGUCAUCCAGAUUAUUAACGAUGUUGUAAAGGUUGUUGUUGGUGGAGAUGAUGGGGCGUCGACUACUGUUGUCAAGAGGGGUAUUUCUGACACUUGGAACAAAGUAAAGACCGCUGCAUCAAAACUGAAGGACGACAUCAAAGGCAAGGUAUUAAAAGUCUUGGAAGAGUACAAACCAAAGAUUGUUGGUGCCUUAAACAACUUCAAAAAAGUGGUUGUUGAUGGUACCAAGAAAGUCAUCAUUGAGGUGUGUGGACAAAUUGUUCGAGUUAUUGCUGAUGGUGAAAGUGCUACAUCUGGUGGCAUCUGUCCAUCUUCAGUUAAGACUUCAGAAAUUUACGUUGAGAUUAGUGAUGCUCAACCAAGCGCUCUCUCCUUUGGUGACAUUUGGGCCAAAGUAAAAACAGCCGUUACUGAUCUUGGAGACAAAAUCGACGCCAAAACAAAAGAAUUGAUCAAUAAAUACAAACCACAAAUUGUCGAAGGAUUAAAAAAAGUACACAAAGUCGUCGUUAUUGAAGGAAAGAAAAUCGUCAUCCAGAUUAUUAACGAUGUUGUAAAGGUUGUUGUUGGUGGAGAUGAUGGGGCGUCGACUACUGUUGUCAAGAGGGGUAUUUCUGACACUUGGAACAAAGUAAAGACCGCUGCAUCAAAACUGAAGGACGACAUCAAAGGCAAGGUAUUAAAAGUCUUGGAAGAGUACAAACCAAAGAUUGUUGGUGCCUUAAACAACUUCAAAAAAGUGGUUGUUGAUGGUACCAAGAAAGUCAUCAUUGAGGUGUGUGGACAAAUUGUUCGAGUUAUUGCUGAUGGUGAAAGUGCUACAUCUGGUGGCAUCUGUCCAUCUUCAGUUAAGACUUCAGAAAUUUACGUUGAGAUUAGUGAUGCUCAACCAAGCGCUCUCUCCUUUGGUGACAUUUGGGCCAAAGUAAAAACAGCCGUUACUGAUCUUGGAGACAAAAUCGACGCCAAAACAAAAGAAUUGAUCAAUAAAUACAAACCACAAAUUGUCGAAGGAUUAAAAAAAGUACACAAAGUCGUCGUUAUUGAAGGAAAGAAAAUCGUCAUCCAGAUUAUUAACGAUGUUGUAAAGGUUGUUGUUGGUGGAGAUGAUGGGGCGUCGACUACUGUUGUCAAGAGGGGUAUUUCUGACACUUGGAACAAAGUAAAGACCGCUGCAUCAAAACUGAAGGACGACAUCAAAGGCAAGGUAUUAAAAGUCUUGGAAGAGUACAAACCAAAGAUUGUUGGUGCCUUAAACAACUUCAAAAAAGUGGUUGUUGAUGGUACCAAGAAAGUCAUCAUUGAGGUGUGUGGACAAAUUGUUCGAGUUAUUGCUGAUGGUGAAAGUGCUACAUCUGGUGGCAUCUGUCCAUCUUCAGUUAAGACUUCAGAAAUUUACGUUGAGAUUAGUGAUGCUCAACCAAGCGCUUUCUCCUUUGGUGACAUUUGGGCCAAAGUAAAAACAGCCGUUACUGAUCUUGGAGACAAAAUCGACGCCAAAACAAAAGAAUUGAUCAAUAAAUACAAACCACAAAUUGUCGAAGGAUUAAAAAAAGUACACAAAGUCGUCGUUAUUGAAGGAAAGAAAAUCGUCAUCCAGAUUAUUAACGAUGUUGUAAAGGUUGUUGUUGGUGGAGAUGAUGGGGCGUCGACUACUGUUGUCAAGAGGGGUAUUUCUGACACUUGGAACAAAGUAAAGACCGCUGCAUCAAAACUGAAGGACGACAUCAAAGGCAAGGUAUUAAAAGUCUUGGAAGAGUACAAACCAAAGAUUGUUGGUGCCUUAAACAACUUCAAAAAAGUGGUUGUUGAUGGUACCAAGAAAGUCAUCAUUGAGGUGUGUGGACAAAUUGUUCGAGUUAUUGCUGAUGGUGAAAGUGCUACAUCUGGUGGCAUCUGUCCAUCUUCAGUUAAGACUUCAGAAAUUUACGUUGAGAUUAGUGAUGCUCAACCAAGCGCUCUCUCCUUUGGUGACAUUUGGGCCAAAGUAAAAACAGCCGUUACUGAUCUUGGAGACAAAAUCGACGCCAAAACAAAAGAAUUGAUCAAUAAAUACAAACCACAAAUUGUCGAAGGAUUAAAAAAAGUACACAAAGUCGUCGUUAUUGAAGGAAAGAAAAUCGUCAUCCAGAUUAUUAACGAUGUUGUAAAGGUUGUUGUUGGUGGAGAUGAUGGGGCGUCGACUACUGUUGUCAAGAGGGGUAUUUCUGACACUUGGAACAAAGUAAAGACCGCUGCAUCAAAACUGAAGGACGACAUCAAAGGCAAGGUAUUAAAAGUCUUGGAAGAGUACAAACCAAAGAUUGUUGGUGCCUUAAACAACUUCAAAAAAGUGGUUGUUGAUGGUACCAAGAAAGUCAUCAUUGAGGUGUGUGGACAAAUUGUUCGAGUUAUUGCUGAUGGUGAAAGUGCUACAUCUGGUGGCAUCUGUCCAUCUUCAGUUAAGACUUCAGAAAUUUACGUUGAGAUUAGUGAUGCUCAACCAAGCGCUCUCUCCUUUGGUGACAUUUGGGCCAAAGUAAAAACAGCCGUUACUGAUCUUGGAGACAAAAUCGACGCCAAAACAAAAGAAUUGAUCAAUAAAUACAAACCACAAAUUGUCGAAGGAUUAAAAAAAGUACACAAAGUCGUCGUUAUUGAAGGAAAGAAAAUCGUCAUCCAGAUUAUUAACGAUGUUGUAAAGGUUGUUGUUGGUGGAGAUGAUGGGGCGUCGACUACUGUUGUCAAGAGGGGUAUUUCUGACACUUGGAACAAAGUAAAGACCGCUGCAUCAAAACUGAAGGACGACAUCAAAGGCAAGGUAUUAAAAGUCUUGGAAGAGUACAAACCAAAGAUUGUUGGUGCCUUAAACAACUUCAAAAAAGUGGUUGUUGAUGGUACCAAGAAAGUCAUCAUCGAGGUGUGUGGACAAAUUGUUCGAGUUAUUGCUGAUGGUGAAAGUGCUACAUCUGGUGGAAUCUGUCCAUCUUCAAUUAAGACUUCCGAAAUUUACGUUGAGAUUAGUGAUGCUCAACCAAGUGCUCUCUCAUUUGGUGACAUUUGGGCCAAAGUAAAAACAGCCGUUACUGAUCUUGGAGACAAAAUCGACGCCAAAACAAAAGAAUUGAUCAAUAAAUACAAACCAAAAAUUGUCGAAGGAUUAAAAAAAGUACACAAAGUCGUUGUUAUUGAAGGAAAGAAAAUUGUUAUCCAGAUUAUUAACGAUGUUGUAAAGGUUGUUGUUGGUGGAGAUGAUGGAGUAUCGACCACGAAUUAUUGAAAUGGCAUAGAUUUUCACGUGGAGAAGAUUAUAACUUGUGUAACUUUUAAGUGAAUACGGAAAAAAUUCAAAAGGAA